AUGCGAUUACUAGGUCAUCAAGCUGAACAGAUCACUAGCCUAAUAACACAACAAAAAGCUUUAAUACGCGAUAUGCUAAAAAAACGAUGUCCGUGGAAUCCGUUAUUUGGAAGACCUGCAAAAAUAACGGUUGUGGAUAAAUUCCAAGAACAGCAAGAUAAUUAUAUAUCAGCUGACAUUCCGAGAUGUGCGACAUCUUAUGUCCCGAGCACUCCUUGGCUAUACGUGUUUUGGCGACGUGCAUUAUGA
Molecule: messenger RNA, 249 nt
Organism: Ambispora gerdemannii
Lineage: Eukaryota; Fungi; Glomeromycota; Glomeromycetes; Archaeosporales; Ambisporaceae
Source: the annotation of a GenBank genome assembly